UCAGUUUCGGUCUGCGGGGCCGCACCUCGCUUGAGCGGCGCCAUCUGGGUUGGUGUCGCGGAGCGGCUCCGGAGCAGAGGGGAGCGAGCCCGCCGCGCCCCCUCCCCCCCGUCUGACCCCGCGAGCCGACAUGGGGCUCGCCUGCCGCCUCUCCGCGCUCGGGCUGCUGCUGCUGCGCGCCCUGCCGGUAUGCACCCAGUCUCAAGAUCAAGAGUCUGUGUUUGCCAUUGUGGGAGAAGAUUUUACUUUUUCACCAAAAGUUAUCGGAACUAUAAAAGAAAUUACCUGGAUGAAAAGAAAAGAUAAAGUGGCUGAAUGGGAAGAUGGUGUUGGGUCACCUACAUAUUAUUCUAGCUUAGCAGAGAGAGGAAAGCUUGAGACAUCUUCUGGCAAUUUUACCAUCAAAAAGUUAAACGCUGGUGAUGCUGCAGAGUAUGAAGCACAAGUUCUGCCUGGUAAUGAAGGCCCGCUCCAAUAUACAAAAUUUAUACUUGAAGUAUUGGAUCCUCCUCCACCAUCAGUAUUAAAUUGCAGCGACACUAAUGGUCAAAUUAGAAUAUCAUGUGCGAUACAGUUCUCGAAGGAUGUGCGUUACAGUUGGUAUUGGAAUGACAGAAAAAUUGAUGCUAAUAGUCCUGUUCUUGAACUUAAAGAAAAUGCAGACCCUUCAGGGAAAGUUUUGUGCGUCAGAGAAGUUUCCAAAACAAAAAUCAACGACUCAAUCUCUCUGAGCGUGUGCUUCCCAAAGAGUGAUAAAAGUAUUUCAAGAGGUAGAGAUGGUUUAAUAGCAAUUUUUGUUAUUCUUCUUCUUAUCCUUCUAUUCGUGGCCGCACUCUUCGUUCUGCAGAAAAGAGGUUUGCUUUCCAGCCUUCACCAUCGGAUACCCACAAAGCACUCAGCUGCAUAUAAGCCUGAAGAACAACACCUUACAGACGAUGAUAGAUUCCCGGAAGAAAGUGGCCAAACAGAAGGUUACACACCUGCAGAUCCUGAAUAUAAAAAUUCACGUGAUUUUGAAGUUGCACCUCAUCAAUCAGGCGAAGCAGCAAAGUCGAUGCAGGUAGGAGAAGAUGUGCGAGUGAGCCUCCAGGACAGUAACGAAAGCCAAGCUGAGAGAGGAAGCCACAAGAAAGAGGGAAAUUUAGUCCACACAUGGACGAAAAAAAUUAGGGGGAACAUUGAUCGGGUCAGAUUGGGCCAGACACACAAGACAGAUGAAGAGAAGAGCUCAAAAGAGACUGAAUCAAUGAACCAACCUGACCCUCCCUCCAAUGAAGAGAAUCCAGACUAUGAAAAUAUCUCCAAGGAGAAUCAGGAGCCAGAGGAAAAGAAGAACUCAAAAGAGACUGAAUCAAUGAACCAACCUGACCCUCCCUCCAAUGAAGAGAAUCCAGACAGUGAAAAUAUCUCAAGCAGGAAUCAGAAGCCAGAUGAAGAGAAGAGCUCAAAAGAGACUGAAUCAAUGAACAAACCUGACCUUCCCUCCAAUGAAGAGAAUCCAGACAGUGAAAAUAUCUCAAGCAGAAAUCAGGAGCCAGAUGAAGAGAAGAGCUCAAAAGAGACUGAAUCAAUGAACCAACCUGACCUUCCCUCCAAUGAAGAGAAUCCAGACAGUAAAAAUAUCUCAAGCAGGAAUCAGAAGCCAGAUCUUAAACUGCAAAGUGAGGCAGACUAACAACACAAUGGACUAAACUUCAUUGCGGCAUGACAAAAGACACUGAGAGAAGAACUAGCUUCUCUGGAUGUUGCCCACGAGUGCUGGAGUUCUCCUUAACAGAUGUGUUUUGAAGAUUUGUUUAUUUGUUCUCAAGCUUCAUAGACUAACAGGGUUGGAAGGGACCUCAGGAAGUCAUCUAGUCCCAAUCCCCAACUAAAUCCCUAAGUGGCCCCCUCAAGGAUUGAGCUCGCAGCCCUGGGUUUAGCAGGCCAAUGCUCAAAUCACUGAGCUAUCCCUUCCACCAAUGCCCACUUUUAUCUUUCCAGGAUGGACGCUCUUUCUUCAUUGUCAGUUAUUUUGAAAAUGGACAGAGUGAGUCAAGGAGCCAAGUCCCUUUGCAUCCGUGCUUCUUUUUGUACUUUUGUUUUACAAGCAAGUGAACAUGAAACAUAGGAGCCAGGUUUAUUUAUGUCAAUGUUUCCAGACAUUAACUAACACAAGAGAAUGGGGACAAAUAAAAAACUAAUGGGCGUGAUAUAAAACUCUAACUGUAACAUUAUUUAAAUUCAGAAGAGAAGAGUGUUCAGAGGGCGACUCUCAUUUUCUCCGCCUCCCUAUCUGAAAGGAAAGGCCACAACGACACUGUCCAUGCAGAGAUGAGCAACAGCUUUCCUGGCUCUUGUUUCUAUCUGUCCUUCCAGAAAGCACCACCAUCACCUUCCACCACCACCACCAAAUUCUGAUUUUUUUUGAAUAGCACAAGGCAGACACCCCUUCUUGCUCAAUGGAGAUGGUAUCAACUCUGCUAUUUACUCUAGCCCAGCGGUUCUCAAACUGUUGGUUGGGCUCAAUAGUGGGUCACGGCCCUGUUUUAAUGGGGUCACCAGGGCUGGUGUUAGACUUGAAGCCAAAGUCUGCGCCCCUCCGCCCAGGAGGGGGGCUGAAGCCAAAGCCCGAGGGCUUCAGCCUUGGGCAGCAGGGCUCAGGCUUCAGCUUCAGCCCUGGGCAGUGGGGCUCAGGUUAUGGUGCCCCCUCACCCCCACCCAAGGGGGCAGGGCUCAGGCUUUUUCCGUCUUCCUGGAGUCGUGUAGUAAUUUUUGUUGUCAGAAGGGGGUCACGGUGCAAUGAAGUUUGAGAAUCCCUGCUAGCCAAACAAUGUAUCCUCAGACUCCAGGGUAAGUGUCAAGCAAUUGCGUCUGUGGCACCCACAACUGUGUCAAAACAGCUGAUCUGAAAGCAUCAGCACAGACACUUCAUUCACUAUCAGAAGGAGAUUAUCAACCAAUGAAACCAGUAGAGUCUCUGUGCCAAACCCAGGUCUCAAACUGGUGUGAUCAGAGUCACGGCAAUUGGAGGACUCCAGAUACUGAACGUCAUUUUUCCCUCUGUAAUCUUCUUCCCAAAGAAGGAAACCAUUAACAGUCACUUUCUUAAGAAAGAGUGGCACCCACUUGCAUAGGUCCCUCCAACUGAAUGUUGUGCAAAAAGUAAAGAAUCAACCACUGACCAGGAGAAAGGUAUUCCAUUUUUAAUAUUGUUUCAUUGCAUUACUUUAAAAUGUUUUUAGUAACACCGAUAAAGAGUUUUUAGAAAUAGGGCCAGAUUUACUGGUAUGUUCCAGCUGCUUUGCAUUAUAGCCCAUGAGCUUUAACUUGACAACAAACCAAAUUAGUGUCCAAAUUGAUAUGAUAUUGAAGUCAUAAGAGAAAGUCAAACUCAUAGUGCAGCUCUGGGUUAUCCUUUCCUAUGAGCAAGCCUUUCAACUGCUAACGUUCUAGGGAAAGUGCACAUCUUACUUUCAUGCCAUUAGGGUGCCAAAAUUUAAUAACCAGAUUGUUUGAUGCACUCCUUUGUGAUUAUAGAGCUGGUUACUCACUUAAUGCUCACCCAUUUUUGCAUGACACUUGAAAAUCUAUAGAUGCUAUACAGGAAUUAGAUAUUAUCCCCUUUUUACAGAUGGGAAAAGAAAGGCAAAAAAGUUUAAAACUGUAUUUUCAAAAGACCCCGCAAAUUUAGGGUGCCCUUUUGAGAUACGUGGGGCUUAAUUUUUCAGACGUGCUGAGCACCCACAGCUCUCACUUCAGCAUCUCUGCAAGUCAAGGCUUUGAUGUAUGAAGUUAGCAACCCAAAAAAUCUACAUACUUUAGGGCAGUGGUUCUCAAAUAUUUUUCUUUGUGGACCACUUGAAAAUUGCUGAGGAUCUGAGUGGACCACUUAAUGAUCUUUCCAGAUGUUGUUUGUACCGUUAGCUAACUAUUGCAAAGUGCUUUGGAUAAAAGCACUAUAUAAAAAAAAUCUUAAUAUUAACUUUUUUUGUUCCACUAAUAAAACCACACAACUCAUUUUAAUAUCAGUAGUCUUACCUUUCUAAUGCAAUGGAUGUGCCCUCUCUCCCCCGAGCUGUAGCUGGGAAGGAGGGGCGUCUCUCCCCCACCACAGCAGCCUCAGAGCUGAGGCUGGGAAGGAGUGAGUUCUCUCCUUCUCUCCCCUACUGCAGCAGCCCCCAAACUGGGGCUGGGAAGGAGGGGUGUCUCUCCUGGCAGCCGCAGUCCUGGACCUGGGGACGGUCGCCUCUUUCUCUGGCCGCUGCAGCCCUGCACAUCCCAAAUUCCCCCCCCCCCCUCCUCACCCCACUGCC
Mauremys reevesii (Reeves's turtle) is the source of this 4295-nucleotide messenger RNA. RefSeq names its product CD58 molecule (gene CD58). Lineage: Eukaryota; Metazoa; Chordata; Testudines; Geoemydidae. The record is from RefSeq and is a predicted model, not a curated record. The transcript is spliced from 18 exons. The coding region runs from base 131 to 1675 and encodes 514 amino acids.